Molecule: messenger RNA, 5885 nt
Organism: Athalia rosae (coleseed sawfly)
Lineage: Eukaryota; Metazoa; Arthropoda; Insecta; Hymenoptera; Athaliidae
Gene: Edem2
Product: ER degradation-enhancing alpha-mannosidase-like protein 3
Exons: 17
Coding region: 354-4193 (1279 amino acids)
Biological process (GO): endoplasmic reticulum mannose trimming; mannose trimming involved in glycoprotein ERAD pathway; carbohydrate metabolic process
Cellular component (GO): membrane; endoplasmic reticulum
Molecular function (GO): calcium ion binding; mannosyl-oligosaccharide 1,2-alpha-mannosidase activity
Source: RefSeq, a predicted model, not a curated record
UCUUUACGUAUCAGUAAAUAUUGUUGCACAAUACUUGAGGUACAUGAUGAGUAUGAUAAAGAAUUGAUGUAAAGAAACAAUAAUUUAAACAUACCUAAUCUUAAGAUUAAUGUGACUGGUGAUGCAAGUGAUGAAUAUCAAGCUGAACUGUUCACGAUUUCCAAGGUUUAAAAUUGAAUGUAUAAAUAGGGCAAACAUAAAGUUGGAAAAGUGGAUUAUCAGGAAAUUGUAGUUUUAGCGUAUUUCAAUCAGUGAUUUGAAGCCUGCAAAUUCUUUCUUUUUUAAUGUCAAAUCAUAACACCAAUCGUUGAUAGUUAGUGAAGGUGUAAAUUCCUUGACCGUGAUUAGUCAAAAUGGCCCACAGUUCCUUAAUACAAGGCAUCCUUAUAUUUGGGUGCGCUUUCAUAUCAAUAGCCAGAGCAUCCGAUGAUGAUCUUAUCGAAUAUAUGACCAAGGAAGAACGAGAAGCCUUGAAGGAGGAAGCUCGCGAUAUGUUUUAUCAUGGAUACAACGCCUACAUGGAUAAUGCGUAUCCGGCCGACGAGUUGAUGCCACUCAGUUGCAAAGGCAGAUACAGAGGCUCAGAAUCAAACAGAGGAGAUAUUGACACUGCGCUUGGAAAUUUUUCAUUAACGCUGGUAGAUACCAUGGACACUCUUGUGUUGCUGGGUGAUUUAGAAGAAUUUGAAAAUGCAGUAAGGCUGGUUCUAAGAGAUGUGUCUUUUGAUACGGAUGUAAUUGUUUCUGUGUUUGAAACCAACAUCAGAAUGCUUGGGGGACUUUUGAGUAGUCAUAUAUUAGCGGAAUAUUUACAACAACGAGCUGAUAUCAUGCCUUGGUAUAAAGGCGAGCUUUUAACUAUGGCAAAAGACUUGGGUUACAGAUUUUUGCCUGCUUUCAAUACAACAACUGGCAUACCAUAUGGGAGGAUAAAUUUGAAAAAUGGCAUGAAAGGUAUACCGCUUGAAGCUACCAGAGAAACCUGCACAGCUUGCGCUGGCAGCAUGAUUUUGGAAAUGGCCGCAUUGUCCAGAUUGACCGGUGAACCAAUUUUUGAGGAGAAAGCGCAGAGAGCAAUGGACAGUUUGUGGCGAAUGCGUCAUCGAGGUACCGAUCUAAUGGGCUCUGUUUUGAAUGUUAAUUCUGGUGACUGGGUUCGCAGAGAUUCUGGAGUUGGGGCUGGCAUAGAUUCCUACUAUGAAUACUGUCUUAAAGCUUAUAUCCUCCUUGGAGAUGAAAAAUACUUGGGAAGAUUUAACAAGCAUUACCAAGCUGUGAUGAAAUAUAUUAGUCAAGGACCAAUGUUGCUGGAUGUACACAUGCAUCGUCCUAAUACCAAUUCUAAAAACUUCAUGGAUGCAUUAUUAGCUUUCUGGCCAGGCUUGCAGGUUUUGAAAGGAGACAUAAAACCAGCAGUUGAAACGCAUGAGAUGCUGUACCAAGUUAUGCAGAGGCAUAAUUUCAUUCCAGAGGCAUUCACCACAGAUUUUCAAGUACACUGGGGGCAUCAUCCACUGAGACCCGAGUUUUUAGAAUCAACGUAUUUUUUGUAUCGUGCUACGGGUGAUCACUAUUACUUAGGAGUAGGCCGCAAAGUGCUUAGAAGCUUACAAACAUAUGCCAGAGUUCCUUGUGGCUAUGCCGCCGUUUCGGAUGUUCGUACAAACAAACAUGACGACACAAUGGAUAGCUUUGUACUAUCAGAAACAUUCAAAUACUUAUUUCUACUCUUUGCCGACCCUAGCGAAUUGGUACUAGACCCAGAUGAGUUUGUUUUCACUACCGAAGGCCACUUGCUACCUCUUACCUUAGCUUCCAUUGGAUCAAAUACGUCGUUGGGUUUUGAGAAAGACGUAAUUGACGUAGAUGAGUUUGACCGGACCUGUCCAAACAGUCUACAUUUGUUUCCAGCAUCUGUUCGGCAACCGUUGAGAAAUAUGGUGGAAGAUGUCUGCCCGAGACAUCGAACGAUGAAACGAAAAAUAAAUGCUGCUCAAUUUCAAGCAAACAAUUUGGAGCAUCUAUCGCUACUUGGUGACAUGGGUAUCACUAUUCUAACACGAGCUGAUGGCCGUGUUCAGCUUUUGCACACGUUUGCUAAUGCCAACACAGCGCAAGAUGCGGAGGAGGGAUUAUUAUUCAUGCACGAAAUGGUUGAGCUGAGUAAAAUGCAAACGCAGCAAGCAGAAACAAAGCCCCAAGCUGUGACAUUCACGAUGCCGACCUUUCCACAGCAUGAAUUGACCUUGUUGGCUGGCCCAGCGCACUUUGGUCGGGAGCUUCGAGGUCCAAAUAAUAAAGUUACUGGCAAAGUUGUCUAUGCAGACCCUCCAACGGCGUGUACAGAACUUGUUAAUACGGAUAAACUACUUGGAAAAAUCGCUAUCAUGAAUCGUGGAGACUGUAUGUUUGUGGAAAAGGCACGCAGAGUCCAAAAAGCAGGGGCAAUAGCGGGUAUAGUUUUGGACAAUGUCGCUGGUUCAAGUGCUUCAACAUUUCCGAUGUUUGCUAUGUCAGGUGAUGGAAAUGAAGCUGACUAUGUUGUCAUACCUAUUGUAUUCCUAUUUAAUGCCCAGGCUGUGCGCUUAUUGGGUGCCAUGGGUGACGGCGGAGGAGAACUCGUAGUAACUAUAGGAGAAUAUAUCGCAAAAGAGGAGGUCCAGCUUAAAGCUCCUAAUGAUUUGUCAAUGUUUGAAAGACUAAAAGGCAAAUUUAAAGAAUUUGUCGUUCGACAAAUGUCUCCACAGGAAUCGGGACAAUUUUUGUUGAAGCAAAAUCCUGCGAGCGGCAAUACCGCAACUCCAACAAUCAACAAAACGGGUGUCAUACGAGAGGAAGACCAUAAGAUAAUUGUGGAGUUUGAGCACCUGAAAGCCGAAAUUACAACAGACGAAAAAAUCAGUAUAACUAUGAACCCAGACAAAGCCUUGGAAACACUGGACGAGUUGAGUGAGAUAUCAGAGUUUGAAAAGCGGUGGCGAAUCGUUCGGGAAAAGUUUAUCACUCAGAUAUUCACAAUGAGUAAGUUAGGGUCGAGUGUCUGUAUGGAAGGCUUAUCAAUGCGUAUGUACUACGAUGUGGUACAAACCGAACGUGCGUUGCCAUCAGAAAUAGUCAAUCACUCAAUCAGGAUUGCUGAAGGUCCCAUUAGCAUCCAGCAUUUGUCAGAGAAAGUAUUGUGGUUUUUGAAGGAACUCGGGCAAUCGAAACCCGAUACAUCACUUUUUGAUAAAAUUCACGAGAUCCAGAAAUUGUUAAAAAUGCUGGAAGCUGAAAAGAAGCCACCGAUCGAGAAAUUUCUUCGGGAAUUAUUUCAAGGGAAGAAUGAGAUGAUCGAUCCAAAUAUCCCGCGGUUAGCACACAUAGACCUAACUAUUAUACAUACAAGUAAUCCAUUCGGACCAUUGAUGGAUCAGUUAGAGAAGGAGAUAGAUAAUUUAUUAGUAAUGAAUGAUUUGCAAGAAUCAAAAGAAGAUGACAUUGUCAUCGGAGACGCCGAACCUUCGACCAAUAAAGGUAGAGAAAACGAUGAAAAUGUCAGAGGAUUCGGUAAAACCGAGGAAAGCAAUUCCCAAAAGUUAGAUGAUUUUGAGGAGUUUAUUUUAACAGAAAUCGAAAAAGCUGUACAGACGCCCAAUUCCAUUACUUUAUUACAAAGUGAAACCUCAGUAAAUUCUUUGAAAAAUCUAAAUGCUGAUAAACCUGAUGAUACAUCUGCCAAUCUCGAUGCUGUUAUGGUUCCACAUAAUGAGGAUAAUAUUAAGAAUGUGAAGGCGCCACUUGAUGUAGAAAUGUUAGCAAAAGAAUCUGAUCUUCUCAAGAGUAUCGAAAUAAUAUACAUGACUAGAGAAAAAGUGUUACAGGAAAUGCACCGAGAGAUCAGCAACUCUCGAAAUAGUAUGGUGGAUAAACUGAAUAGGAAAGGUAUCAAGCCACAUAAUAUACCUCGUGAAGAGGAGCAAUCUAGCGAUCCUCUGAACGACUUGAAAAAACCUGUGUGGGCAUCUGAUAAAGAAAAAGUAGCAAAAGAGUUUUCUGAGUUUCAGGAAAGAUCUGGCAUAACAUCUAAAGAGUAUACAGUGUUAGAAAGAAACAAUCUUGAAUAUCGAGAAAAAAAAUAUGUUGGUGCUCCUGAAGAAAAAGAAAAUUUCAACUCUAUGGACAGUGAAAAACAUAUCAACGAUGAAUUAUAAUGAUUGUAUUUGGACUCAUAGGCUUCAUAAUUGUGUAUAAAAGUUUAGCCGGAAAUUGUCCGUGAUGUUGAAUAGCAGCCGGUGUUUUACGAUCAUAAAAAAAAGUUUCAAACUUUGUAGCUCAAGGCUUGAGUGACAAGAGUUUCAACAUCUCCUUUUUUCAAUAGAUCAGUUAAAACGAAUAAAAAACAAUUCGGUGUAAACACAACGACUGUCAUCCUUACGUUAUAUUAUCUAAUUCUGUGCAACAAUCCGUUGAUUUUAGCUCUUAAACUAAUGGUGCUUUUGAACAUAAACUCCAUGCUAUAAUUAAUCUUGUUAUGAUGUGUAAACUGAUGAAAGCCCUUCCAAUUUCAACAUGAUUUGAGGCUUUUAUAUCGAGGGUGACACGGUUUUGAGUGAGCCAUCACAGGUACCUAAUGUAAAUGGUAUAAGAUUACUGGAGACAAAACAUUCAAUGCAUGAAUUUAAUUUGAUCAGCUAGUAACAAAUAAUAUCUUCUUUAUUAAACAUUAAAGGAUGCAGUAGAACAACAUCAUGUAAUCGGUAUUUGACGAAGAGUUUAUAUUUUUUCCUGAUUCUCUAUAGCACCAGAGAAAGCAUUUUCAAUUUCGAUCAUUUAUUUUUUAUUCUGUAUCACAAUGUAAAGUGAUAGAUAAAUAUCAGUGGAAAAAAGUAGUAUUUAACAAACAUUUUCAGCGAUUGAUCAACAGUUUUAUAGUGAAAUUGUUUAAAAAAAAAUAUUUCAUCUAUGUACCAAAAGCUUUAUCAAUUAGUUUGAAGGACAACUGUGCCUGUUGCAGUUAGUGUUGCAGAGUAGGAUUUGUCUGCAUAUAAUACUAAAGAUUCAACAGAAAGUUAGUUUUCUUGAUCUAAUUCCGUUUGAUUCAACUAGCUGAUAUAUGAAAGGGAGUUAUGCACAGAGAAUAAAAUAUGUGUGCGAUCAAGUUGUAAUGAAUAAAGUGAGCCAACGAAUUUCACUAGAAUGUGCGUAAAUCAUGUGCGUCUAAUGUACUUAUAUAUCUUUACAAAAUAUAUACACACAGUUAAUUUGCCAACUAAUGGAACUGUUGAAUCGGUACUACUUUGCAUCAACUGUUUUAUAAUUAUCAUGUACAGAAUCUGUGAUCAAUUAAAUCCGCUUAUCACUUUUGAAAUGAUAGAAAACACGUUAUAAAGUUCGAUAUGGUUCUAACUAAUAGUUAAUUUCGAAAAUUUUGAAACAUCCGAGGUCAAUACAACAGAUUAUUGAGCACAAUAAUGUGUCGCUUAAUCAUUGCUAGUUGAUACUUAUAUUUGUAUGUUUUCUGCUGAGAGAGAGUACGCGUAUAACUCGUAAGUGUAAAUAAGAUUCUGAGGUGUAAAUCAGCUCAUUACCCUGCACUAUUAUACAGUUCAACUAUUCUUGGAUGUAAAGUGAGGGAAAGAUCACUGAAUUAUUAAUAACUAUCUGCCAAAAAUAACAUAAGGAAGUUUAAGAUUGAUAACUGAACUGAAGUGACUAUUCAUUUUUGUAAUAUGCUUAAUUGUGUACAUACUAAAUAAUUAUGCAACAAGAAAUACAGAACCGUAUUAUAGAAAACAUAGUCUAGGUAGAGUUUAUGGAAAAAGGUUUUUGGUAAUGAGGGUAUAUUAUAUUGAAUAGAAAUUAAAUGACACUUGAAAAUGAAUAAAAAUUAUCGUUGCGAAUCA